Portunus trituberculatus (swimming crab) is the source of this 948-nucleotide messenger RNA. RefSeq names its product methyl-CpG-binding domain protein 2-like (gene MBD-like). The coding region runs from base 114 to 881 and encodes 255 amino acids. The record is from RefSeq and is a predicted model, not a curated record. Gene Ontology annotation, molecular function: DNA binding. Lineage: Eukaryota; Metazoa; Arthropoda; Malacostraca; Decapoda; Portunidae. The transcript is spliced from 6 exons.
GCCCAAACAAAACAUGUUGUACCCGCGGGCUCUGAGUCAAGAAGCAUCAUAAACACCAACCAUUGAGAAAAACACCAAAUUUACUUACUCUCACUCACUCUCACUCGCUCAGGAUGUCGGUGCAGAUAGAGAAGAGGCGGUACGAGUGUUCAGCGCUGCCCCGGGGCUGGAAAAGAGAGGAAGUGCUGAGGAAAACUGGGCUGACUUGUGGGAAGGUCGAUGUUUAUUACUACAGUCCCAAUGGCAAGAAGUUUCGCAGCAAGCCACAGUUGACCCGGUAUCUUGGUGACACGGUUGACCUCUCCUCCUUCGACUUCCGGACUGGCAAGAUCAACCCAAUGCUGGCCAGGAAGAACAAGAAACCGAGGGGCACUCUCUUUGAUUAUAGCCGAGGGAUGCGCAAUGAUGCCUCUCUGGUGCCGCCCAUCCGUCAGACAGCCAGCAUCUUCAAACAGCCAGUCACUGUGGUCAAAACGCAGCCCUCCAGCAAGGUCAAGGCCGACAUGAAGCACGGGUCACAGGACAAGCCCAAGCAGCUGUUCUGGGAGAAGAGGCUGCAGGGUCUUCAAGCCUUGGACGCUCAGACUUCAGUGCUGAGGAAUGUGGACCUCCCAGCUGCUCUCAAGGCUGUGGGGCCAAAUGUAGAGGACCAAACGGUGCUGCAGAGUGUGGCCACAGCCCUGCACGUGUUCCCAGGGCCCAUCACAGGACAGACAGAGGCUCGUCACUACUUGGAGAAAAAUCCUGGAGUGUUUCUCAACCCCACACAACCAUUGGUCAUUUCGGUCCAAAUAGAAAACGAGGACAUCGCAAGACAGGAAGAGAGAGUGGGCCUUGCAAGACACCAGCUGGAGAAGGCACUUAGGGAACUUCAGCCUUAGAGAGAGAGAGAGAGAGAGAGAGAGAGAGAGAGAGAGAGAGAGAGAGAGAGAGAGAGAGAGAGAGAGG